Molecule: messenger RNA, 1183 nt
Organism: Phoenix dactylifera (date palm)
Lineage: Eukaryota; Viridiplantae; Streptophyta; Magnoliopsida; Arecales; Arecaceae
Product: suppressor of disruption of TFIIS-like
Source: RefSeq, a predicted model, not a curated record
AUGCGCAACAUGUGUUGCUUCUCCAAUACGACCUUUCGGUUCUUUUAAAUAGACCUCUUAAUGGAUCAGCUUAAAUCAUCAUUCCAUCACGAGUACUUAGCCAUUGUUCUUUCAAACUCGAGUGCUUUUCUUCAGAGGUUUGAUUUUUACAAAUGGAUUCUAUUUCAGGCGAAGUAAAAUAUGAGUGCUUGCUCUUUGACAUGGAUGAUACCUUGUAUCCGUCGAGCUCAGGCAUCAACUUAGCUUGCAGGAAGAAUAUACAAGACUACAUGUUGCAUCAUCUUCGAAUCGAAAAAAGCCAAGUUCCACGCAUGUGCUUGGAUUUGUAUAAAGAGUAUGGAACAACGAUGGCCGGUCUAAAGGCACUCGGUUUUGAGUUUGACAAUGAUGAAUUCCAUGCUUAUGUUCAUGGAAAACUGCCAUAUGGAAUUUUAAAACCUGAUCCAUUUUUAAGGGGGCUACUCCUUUCAAUGCCACAAAGAAAAAUAAUAUUCACAAAUGCUGAUAAAGCCCAUGCAGCAGAAGUCCUCAAAAGACUGGGCUUGGAAGAUUGUUUUGAGGGUGUCAUAUGCUUCGAAACACUGAAUCCACCAGUUCUACCCAGCGAUAGCGAUGAAAAGAUCGAUAUCAAUCGCUCAGAUGAGUUUGAAGAUCACAUACUGAUUCAAGCAAAACAAUCCAAAGGUGAAUCAGAUACUGAUUCAAGCAAAAGUGAAUCGGAUACUGGUUCAAGCAAAGCAGAUGGCUCAAAAGCCGGGUCACCACGUAUUCUUUGUAAACCUUCCAUUGAAGCCAUCAAAACAGCUAUUCAGAUUGCAAAUAUUGAUCCUCAGAAAACAAUCUUUUUUGAUGAUAGUGCUCGAAAUAUAGCAGCGGGAAAGGCAGCAGGCCUUACCACCGUCAUCGUUGGGAGCUCGGAGCUGGUUUCAGGGGCAGACCAUGCCCUCAAUAGCAUCCACAACAUCAAGGAAGCACUUCCUGAGAUAUGGAAAGGCUGGGAUCCGUUGGAACCGGUCCUUCCAUCCACUGCAGUUGAAACAGUAGUCCUCGCUUAGCACUUCAUUAUGAGAAGACCUACCUACAAAGAUAUCAAACUAAAGGGAUUGUAAUAUGUAUCAGUUAAGGAAAUGAAGAGAAAACAUGCUGCUAUAGAACUUCAUGACUAAUAUAUCUUCGAUGUUUC